Messenger RNA from Parastagonospora nodorum SN15, 162 nucleotides. RefSeq lists its product as hypothetical. Lineage: Eukaryota; Fungi; Ascomycota; Dothideomycetes; Pleosporales; Phaeosphaeriaceae. The record is from RefSeq and is a predicted model, not a curated record. The coding region runs from base 1 to 162 and encodes 53 amino acids. The transcript is spliced from 2 exons.
AUGUGCUUGGGAAAUUGGUGUGUGCUCGGAAGGCAGCUGUGGAUCGUGCGGCUGUGGCUGCUCAUGAUCAAGCAGCGUCGUAUUCAUGACUCUCGUGCAGGAGGAAGCUCACGGAGUUAUCUGUUUGAGUCUUUCACAACACAAUUGCCAGAAGAAUCGUAA